GUAAAUAUGGAGGUGUAGACUUUUCUAGACACCAUAGAGGGUCGUCGGGCAAUGGUGGCGGCCGUCAACACGUCCAGGUGUCAUUGACGGACAGGAGUAAGAAAAAUGUCUGCCCAAGACCUGACCAAUGACCAGAUUAAAGCCAAACAAUCCAAGUUUAACCAAAAGUUCAAGCAGCAGCGCCUCCCAGCAUGGCAGCCAAUUCUCACUGCAGACACUGUCCUGCCAGCCUUCUUCCUCAUUGGACUGCUCUUUGUACCACUUGGAGCAGCCCUCCUCUUCUUCUCCCGCAGUGUCCAAGAAAUGCAGCUGGACUAUACUGACUGCAAGAGUGUGAGCCACAUGGAGGCUGGCGUUUCAGUGCCUUGCAGUGAGGUGAUCAGGAGAAGCAACUUCACUCUUGACUGCACCUGUCAAGUCAACUUUACCAUCACUGAACCUUUUGUAAAGACUGUUUAUCUCUACUAUGGGCUGGAUAAUUUCUACCAGAACCACCGUCGUUAUGUUAAGUCCCGCGAUGAUAACCAACUUCUCGGGAAGGAAAUCACCUCACCCAGUAAUGACUGCAAUCCAUUUGGCAUGAAUGAUGGAAAGAUAUAUGCUCCAUGUGGUGCUAUUGCCAAUUCCAUGUUCAAUGAUUCCUUGACACUCUUUGAUGCUGGAAAAGAUGAAAAGCUGAAGCUGAUCAAGACUGGCAUUGCUUGGCCUUCAGAUCGUAAGAUAAAAUUCAACAAUCCUCCAGGGAAGCUUAAUGACACUGGAGCUUUCAAAAACACCAUCAAGCCACCAUAUUGGACGAAGAGUGUGUGGCAGCUAAGUGAUAAUCCUGAUAACAAUGGUUACAAGAAUGAAGACUUGAUUGUGUGGAUGCGCAGUGCUGCAUUCCCAACCUUCCGGAAAUUGUACGGAAAGAUUGAUCACAGUAUGAAGGGCUUCAAGUUUAGCUUCCCCAAGGGAAGAUAUUAUCUAGAAGUGCAGUAUCGUUAUCCAGUUGACUCAUUUGGUGGCCGCAAGCGCAUGAUCCUCUCCACCACAAGCUUUCUUGGAGGCAAAAACAACUUCCUGGGUAUUGCAUACAUCACAGUGGGCUGCAUUUGUCUCUUACUGGGCAUCAUCUUCCUCAUCAUUCACAUCAAGUUUGGCAGGAGGGCUGUUGACCAACUGAACAUCAACCAAAACACGCCAUAUAGUGACUAGCCCAGAGCAGUUUGCCUCUAGCCACCCAACAUGAUACUGGUGGGUUGAAGAGAAGCUGUAGGUGGCUCUGAGGUCAUAAAGGAUAUAUCUUCUUGAGAUGAAGCACAGCUGCUGCUUCCAAACCUGAUCAACAAUAAGUCACACAAGUAGUUGUGAACCUAUUUAUCUUCUCAGUAUAGAUUGUGUUUUUUAUUUUUAAACUGAAUAGCAACAUAAAUCAGAUGUAUCUAGUUGAUUAAGAACUAAGAACAUAAAUUCAUAUGUGAAUUCAUUUUGGUGUUCUGUUGAACUGGAGUAUGCUUAUUAAAUAAGUGAUUAAAUUAUUCAAGCACUAUGAUAUUUAAAUAUGGUUGUAGAGAUUAGAUAAAAAAAAUUCCUUAUAAAAAAUAGUGUUAUAUUAUAUCAAGUCUGUUGGGUUACCUAAAAGAAAGAACACAAAUGUCUCACUGAAUGCAAAGUAUGAGCAGUCAUGUGUUUGUUCCACAGGCUGUAGCUGGGCAGUAGAUAGCUCAGGAGUCCUUAUAUCUAAGAAUAUUAUUUUACAAUGUGUCUGGUCCUGCCAGCUGAACUUCACAUGAAAUGCACAUUAGAUGUAUAAAGAUGGCCACAUACAGAUUGCCUCAAAGUAGUCAAUAGUAUUUGUAAUGUGUGGCACCAACAUGGUUAACAAAAAAUACAAUAUUCUUUUAUCUGUAACAACAUUCACAAUAUUGGUCUUGAUCAUUAUCACUCUUUGUACAAACAUAAGAAAUGGUUCUAAAUAAAACUAAUGAUUCAUUAUUAAAAGAUGGUCAAAUGAGAAAGGUAUCACCAUUUAAUGGUUUGUAUUUCUGCUGGUAUGACAUGUGUCAUCAUAAAGUGGCAAUACUGUUGCCCAAUACUUCUGAUGCAGGCAAAUCUAUUGUAAGUCUUAGUGAUGGCAUACAUAUGUACUGUAGCUACAGUGCAGAGAGGAUGCUCUAUUCAAUAAUUUUUCAUUAUUUGUUUCACCUUUAUUUCUUUUUUAUCUUAUCUAGUCCGGUGAAGUUUUGGAGAAUAUCUGAAUUCAUUUAUCUCAGAUGUAAGGGUAGAGGUGACAUGAAGAUUUUUCAGGGUCCAGUAAGCACAUCUGGAAGCACACCUUCUGCUCUUUAUCCCAGCAUGUAUUUUGUGUUUUUGUGUAGCGAGAGGAUUGAAAGCCAAUUAUAAGUUUUUGUUUUUAAGUGUGUGUGUGUGUGUGUGUGUGUGUGAGAGAGAGAGAGAGAGAGAGAGAGAGAGAGAGAGAGAGAGAGAGAGAGAGAGAGAGAGAGACUAUGUUCGACUGCAUGCAUAUGUGUAAACUUACAUGGUAGUUUGAUUAAUGAACUGUUUGUUUAUGUAUGUGGAAUUGUCCUGUGCUAUUUAUAUUUGUUAAGAAACAAGGAAAACAAAUAAUUGAUUAUCAGCUAGUUUCUUUUCUUGAUUAAGUUUAUGGAGCAGUGUUGUUUAUUCAAGAGAUUGCUGUGAUUUCCUAAUAUUGCUUAUACCAGAAAUUGUGUUACUUAAGUUAUGCCAGUAGUGUACGUAUAAGCAUGGCCUAUUGAUGGUGAGUGUCGGCACCCUGUAGGUAUUGCUGAAUUUAUGAAAAAUGAGCAGAUUGUACCUGGGCACUGACUACCUUGCACUUGAAAGAAACCUCUCCUACAAAUUUUGUCCAUGUCUGAACCACAAAUUGUUCUGGUCCUUAGUAUGAUUAUGUAUAUAUACAUAUAUUUUUUUAUGCAUUUAUUUUCAUCAGUCUUGAUCUAAUAUUGGUCUGUUUAUUGGUGAUGUAAAUACCAUAAAGCCAUAAGCAGCAGAUAAGGUGAGAACAGUGCCAUUAGAAAAAAAAAUUCCCUGUUUUUCCCCAAGGAGUGAUUUAGGCUGUACCUGACUUCCAAAGUUGAAUAAAAUUUAGUCUUGGCUGCUGCUUAAGCAAACAAAUAAAUAUGUAAUCAUGAAAAUUGAAUGCAUCAUAUUGCUCAAAUAAAAAAAAUCUAAAGAAAAAAUGAUUAGGAUUGCAUAUUAUAUGAAAAGAUUUGUGUAACAACUUGAAAUGUCAGCCAAGUUUGAUUGUACUUUUCUUUUGAAAACUAAAAGUAUAGUUGUUUAAUAGAUAAAGUUGAGUUUUCAUGUAAAAUUUAAAUUUUCAUCAUUUGAAAUAUAUAAAUGACAUUUGAGUAAACUUAGUUUGCUUUUCAUGUAAGUGAUCAGUCAGCCAAUACAUCACUAAGUAAAUAAAAGUAAUCUUGCUUGUCACACUAGGCUUGUGUCAUUAUUACUAAUGUUAUGUAGCUAAAGCCAUACCAUAGUUAAGAUAAUCCAAGUAGAUACUUACCAGUUCCCCUGCAUUCAUCAACUACAAACUGAUGCUUAGGCUUGGUACACCACAAUCUGCACUUAAAGGCUUCCUUUCUAGUGGACAUGGCUGUAAGAGAGAAUAAUUUGUGAUCAUAUUUUGUCAUAUAGUCCCAUUUUAUGUAGUGUUGUAUUUCAUUACCUUCCAGUUCUGAGUGCAUAUGAAUUUACUUGUGUUAAAUUUUAAAGAAGUCUGUAUUUAACAUAAGCUUGCACAUUGAAAACCUAAAAGAGGAGGUUAUUAUGAUAAAACAAUCACAUUUCAGUGAUGCAACUCUUAUUUCAUAAAAAAGUGUGAAUCUUCUAAUAGUAUUGCCAAAAUCAUUAUGGAAAAAUGUGAUUAGCUUGCCAUUCAUUAUGUACGGUGCUUCUUGUUAGAACCUCAGCCAUAAUGAUAAAACCAAAUCCAUUAGGUGACAGUGUCCACUGUGAAGGAUGUCAUGUAAAUGUAUGAUGUGCUGGUGUUUCAAAGCUGAGCAUUAUCAUGUGAAAGCAAAUGUGACCUGUUACAUCAGAUUUUUAAAAUCUUUAUUAAUAUUUUACUUUUUGUAUUUUCUUGUAUCGCUAGGAACCGUUGUUGCUUAUGUAGAUGAUACAUCAGUGCUUAAUGUAAGAAUAUCAGCUGCAUCUAACCAUUAUAUUAUUAUUGUUAUUAUAGAUGGCAGUUAUAGCAUAUGGUGUUGUUGACAUCAUUAAUGUUAAUAGUUCUGUGGCAUAAUGCAACCAUUCACUUAUCUUCUCAAUUCUCAUCUCACUUUCCUUAGUGUAAUUUUAUGGGAAAAUACUGCUGAGAUUUGUUUAAGUUACAUUUUGUUGUUAUGAAUACUGAGUUUUAUGUAGAGGGCCAAUUACAUUCCAUUUUUUAAAGUGAAUUACAAGUAUCCAUCUGCAGUGCUGCUGAUUUUUCCAUUACUGACUGACUUAGGAUCUUACUUAUAUUUGAGAGUUUUUGAUAAGGCUUUUCUUGCCAGAAUUUGAUCACUUCCUUUUCCUGCAGGAAGUAUUUUCGUAUUUCUUAUUUCAGAAUUCAAAUUGACGUAAAGCAAGGAAGGGCUUAAUUGCUAGUUAUUCUUUUGUUUCAUCAGUUUGUAGCAAAAAAAAAAAAAAAAAAAAGUCUGGAAAGCAGCAAAACAGUAUUCUCAUGUGUUAACAAAGUGAAAGUCUAGUAAAUGAACAACAAACACUGAGGUAUGCAGUAUUCAAAAUGUUCCCAUUAUCUCUGUUGAUGUGAAAUGUUUGGUGUAAAGAUCAUAUUUUUGUGAUGUCUGUCUGUGAUUAUGAAAGUGGUUUCCACAUUAUCCAGAUCCUAUAUUUACUGCUGUUUGAAGUUUAUGUCUAUCCACUCAAGAAGUAUUGUUUGAUAUCUAGUCUAAUUAAAUAUAUGCAGUGC
Messenger RNA from Portunus trituberculatus (swimming crab), 4942 nucleotides. It is a transcript of the gene CDC50, whose product is annotated as cell cycle control protein 50A-like. The transcript is spliced from 7 exons. Gene Ontology annotation, cellular component: Golgi apparatus; plasma membrane; endoplasmic reticulum. NCBI's taxonomy places the organism in Eukaryota, Metazoa, Arthropoda, Malacostraca, Decapoda, Portunidae. The coding region runs from base 106 to 1197 and encodes 363 amino acids. The record is from RefSeq and is a predicted model, not a curated record.